Messenger RNA from Guyanagaster necrorhizus, 2341 nucleotides. RefSeq lists its product as uncharacterized. NCBI's taxonomy places the organism in Eukaryota, Fungi, Basidiomycota, Agaricomycetes, Agaricales, Physalacriaceae. The coding region runs from base 64 to 1974 and encodes 636 amino acids. The transcript is spliced from 2 exons. The record is from RefSeq and is a predicted model, not a curated record.
AUCGAUUCCUCUUCGCCGUCAUCGAGCACGACGAGCUCGCGCUCGAGGUCAUUGUAUGACACGAUGAGUAAGACAGAAAGCCAAGCAUUUUCUUUUCCUCGUCCUGCUUCUCCAACGAAGGAAGCGCUACGUCCCAACGCCCAUCCCUACCCGAUAAAGACGACCUCCACCGGGGUUCUUACUCGCUCCAACUCAAAUGCCUCGCCGCAACAGCAGAGCACCGCCCACCAUUAUGUGCCCAGUUCAUCGCCCGGCCCAUCGAGGUCGAACUCGUCGCCGAAACUAAAUGGUCGCGGGCAUCGAUACAGCCGAAGCCUAAGUUCGGAUCUCCCACGACCAUUGCCCAUUCCACCGCCGUCUCCUUCACACAGUAUAGGUGACGUCUUCAGCGACUCGACGAGCGAGGGUUCAUCUGAUCGGAAGCCCAAACGGUCGGAGACACUGCCUACGCCGCCUGGGGUAGGGCCGCGGCGCCUGCCUGCGCUGGAUGAUCUCCCAACGAACCCAAAGUCUUGGACGCCUUCCCAACUGUCUCUUUACCUUUCCACGACGUUGAAGGUGCGGUCUGGCGAGACCUUACAGCUCCCAGCGCCUGUAGCUCAGGAUAUUGCCACGUUUGUCAGGGAGAGCAGAAUCACCGGCAGGUCUUUCCUCCACAUGAAGGAAGAAGACUUGGAACAGUUCCAAAUCAACAAACUCUGGCGUUCUGCUCUGCUUUCAGCCUCGCGGAGUCUUCGUCAGAAUGUCCUCAAAGGCCGUAUCUGGGGCUUCGGUAAUGGCAUAGAUGGCUCCCCGUACUCUGUUGUCGAUGUAUCUGACGAUGAGCACACGCCAAAUGGCCAUCUACGCAGGAGAUCUUCCUCACUCAGUGAAACAUAUUCAUCGAAUCUUUUCGUCAACGGCUCGGCUUCAUCUGAAGACUUGGAAAACAUUGACACGCCCAUACGUCGAAGCCUCAAGGGAAAGGCCUCUGGCGGUCGAUAUCGGAACGGACGCGUCAAAGGUAUGGUAGAAACCUUUGAGCGAAGUAACAGCGUCGAUGAGGGACUUUCUGAUGGUCAUUCUCCUCGUGAACGGAGCGGGAGCAAUGCGAGCACCAGUAGCGGGAGUAGUAUUUACGAAACCGCUGAUAGCGCUCAUGCCACGGUCAAACCGCGUCCACUGCCUGCGACGCCUUCGGACUCCUCCCUUUCUGUGUCUCCCCCCGAGGAGGAACCAUCAAUGGAAGCGCUUCUUGCUAAUUCCCACCUGUCAUCGGUAUCGCCGUUCACGGAACGACUUGAUAGUUCCUCUGUCACAAAGCGACCAAAGAAGCGGCGUGGAGGAGCUGUAGGUGUGCAUGCCUGGGAGGCGGAAGCUGAGGACAAUGCCGAUGGGGAGGGUGGCGUACAAAGGGUUACAGUGAAACGUGUUCUUCCUGUUCCUGGUACAGGUGUGGAAGACCUCUUCGCGCUGGGCCCUGUUGCGAAGACAAUGGUAGACGUUGGCGUAGGACCUCUUCCCGAGGAACCUGUGCCCGCCGUUGAUGCUCAUGCGCGAGCGCAAGUGGAGGAGCUCGAGAAAGACCUCGAAACGACGAAACAGCUUAUCGAAAAGCUCAAGUUGCGAUUAGAGGCUGUGGAGAAGGAUGUCGAGAGCAUGGAGAAAGCAGAGGCGGAAAGGGAGAGAGAGGCAGAACUGAAGGGGAAGGAGCGACAAGAGGAAAAGGAGCGAGCUCAAGCAUACCGGACAACUCAACUUGAACCUCAGACAUAUCUAGGAAAGAUCUUCCAUGCGCUAUUCGGUGCUCGUUCGAUGCCCUUCAAUGGUGGCGAGCGUCCGCGCUUCUUGACAUCAUCUUACUACGAAAGAUUCGUCGAGCCUACUACGCUCAGUGGACUGCCCUCUUAUAUCCUGCUGGUCGGCCUGGGAGUCUGUGCCGUCGUCCUGAGGGUGUUAAUCCGCAGGAGCCUUAUCGUCGUUCGGAGGCGAUAACAACCCACAAAACCAUUCAUCUUGCGGAUUAUCUUUGUUUUGAUAAGAACCUAUUUCUUUCUUCUCGUGUUUAUUUCAUGACUUGUCACGACACCUUACGAUAUACUUAUUGACUACGGCUAGCUGCUGUUCGCGCAUUGACGACCUUGCUUUCUUAUCUCUUGCUUUGUAUGUAUACAUGGUUAGGUCUAUGGGGUUUUCAUCUCGAAACUCGGUAUAAGAGUUCCUUGUAUUUAUAUGUGAGCGCUCAAUUACCUUUCUCACCGACGCAACGCAGAAAUCUUUCUGCCUCUACCACGGUAUCGUCGCAUCCAUAGCAUGUUCCUAACCGCCAGGAUGCAGAUACCGAAAUCCUUUUCAUGCCCAG